Messenger RNA from Porites lobata, 342 nucleotides. NCBI's taxonomy places the organism in Eukaryota, Metazoa, Cnidaria, Anthozoa, Scleractinia, Poritidae. The record is from the annotation of a GenBank genome assembly.
AUGACUGUAAUAAGCGUGGUCAGACUUCUCGCCCUGUUACUGGGGCUGAGAUACAGACAAGUUGUAACUUUGAAAAGAACACUCAUGACCCUAAUUUUUGCUUGGAUUUUGCACAUUUUGGGUAUAUUGGCUUACCUUUGGGAUCCUAUUGUGACGUCAUGGUGCAUCAAGGUAGCCGUGCCUGUUUGUCUCCUCACCUCAUUUGUCUGUUACGUGAAGAUUUUCUUCAUUUUGCGUCAUAACCAAAUCUAAGUGCUGGACCACUUUCCUAAAAGACAGCAGAACCAACCAGUUCCGCUCAACAUAGCGAGAUACAGAAAGGCAGUGUCAGCUGCAUUGUAG